ACCCUGAUGACAGUUUGAAUGAUGUGUGAAAAUGUUCCUCUAGCCCCGCCAUCACAGCAGUGUGGGACCAGGCCGGUGGAUUUAUAUGUGACCAUCAUGGGAACGUCACUAAGGAAUGGAGCUGGCAGAGAGACCGCAAACUGAGGGGGAAGAUUGUUAUACAGUUGUCAGACGUGAUCUCUGUGAGGCUGCUCAGUGGAACGUCUGCAGUGCUCAGCUUCAGGUGCAACAGCGAAAGCGUUGAGCUUCACCUUCGGGCUCUGUCCAACAUCAACCAAUCACAAGAAACGACCGAAGGAAAGUUUAACCUUGAUUCCGUGAGAAAGACAAAACCCCCGGCCGUGAUCCUAGACAGCAAGAGGAACGUGUUCCUACAACGCGGGGUCGGAGAGGUGGGGGAGCCGGAGGAGCCGGAGGAGCCGGAGGCACAGUGGAGAAGAAGAGAGCACGUCGACCGGGAGCUGAAGAGGCUUCAGCAGAGAGCCCGAAAAACCCUGCACAGCUGGCUGGACUAUUACCACGUGGCCAUCGGUAUCAGGUGUCCCGGCAUGGAGCGGAUUUCAGAUGCCCCGUUGAAGACCAGAGCGAGGAGAGAUGUGCACUCAGCCGCUCUGCCCUCCCUGAACCCCCCGAAGCGAGCAGAUGCUAAAACAGUCCGACCUGAGGAGGACAGGAGUGAGUUACGGGAGCUGGCCGGACAUCGCUCACUACCUGCGGAAAAACCUCCAGACUCCUACGUUAAGCUGCCAAGAACGCCAAAAAGGCAACCAAAGGAGGAGCCCCAUGUCACACGAAUAGGACCCCUUCAGAUUCACGGCAACAUUAACCCCGCGUCAGUGAUUAUUCCAAACGAGGGGGCGGAUCUGCAGGCCUUCGCUGUCAUCCGCUGUCCCGCUGUCCCGCCUUCGCUCACCCCUUCCACCUCCACCGCAGCGUGCCCUGCUCUGCUGAGAGCCGCCCUGCUGGGGGAGGCGGGGCGCCGGCGCUGCUGCUGCAGCGCCACACUGAUGCCAGUGGUCACGGACCUGGAGUACGAUGCCUUCGUCCUGGGCCAGCCCCCACACACGCAACAGAUCUUGGUGGUGUGCGCGACCCCGCCGCCGCCGCUCCGACCCGGUAACAGCUGCGGGGUGUCGGAGUGGGACGCGCUGGAGCAGCUUUACGGGAGGAUGAACAAGCACAGGACGAUGCCGUGUAGUCAGUGCCAGAUGGAUUCAUUUCGCCUGGUGAGGUAUGAGAUGUCAACCGGUAAGCCCAGCUGUGGAGGGGAGAACCUGCUGCUGCAGCAGCGGCACAACGCUGCUCCUGGAAUGGUGCUGAUGUACAUGAGAGGGACGCUGCUGUUUAUGGGCCACAUUUUCAGUGAUUACAGCUGCUCUGCCAGAGACCUUCAAAAGCAAAUCUCCAGAAGCAGGGGGGACUACAGAUUAGGUCUAAGCUUCUCUUCCGACUGCAAGUACAGUGAUGCAGUUAAAACGCCUGCAGCCGCGGACCCACACAACUCACAGGAUUCAACUUUCAAAGGUGGCAGUGACACAACGUCGAUUAAGGUCACCGAAAGAAAAACCACUCAACUUCCUGGUUUAUAACACCAACAAUGAAGAGAUAAGACCUGUUGUCACGCACUAUGGUCCAGUGAAUUUCAUCGAUUCAUCAAUACAUUCGUACAAUAUGUUUUAUUUGUUGACGUCCAAUCAAACUGCAAAGGCCUCGUUUGCUCAUGAUGUAGCAUGGGGUCAUAUGUUAGUCUCAUCUAUUCCAGAAAUGCAAAAUGUCCUUUUUGACAGGCAAAAGGCGUCAGGAAGAAUCAGUGAUAGCUGGUUUUUCCUCUGCUUUUCCUUCUUCUGUAACUAUCCCAUGGAAACAUCUUUGUCCAUUGAACAAUUGUUUUAUGAGCAGAUUUAAUAAAAACACAACGGAU
Messenger RNA from Pungitius pungitius (ninespine stickleback), 1921 nucleotides. RefSeq lists its product as uncharacterized. The transcript has 11 exons. Bases 549 to 1589 code for a protein of 346 amino acids. Lineage: Eukaryota; Metazoa; Chordata; Actinopteri; Perciformes; Gasterosteidae. The record is from RefSeq and is a predicted model, not a curated record.